AUGCAGUCUAGACUUAACGAGUUCGAGAAAGUCGAAGACUACUUCGAAGCAUCAAACAAAUCAUAUGAAGCAUAUAUUGCAUCUCACAAAGUAUCGAAAAGGAAAUUCUUAAUCACCAAAUACAAUUUAGAAUUGUUAAACGUGCAGCCAAAGCUUUUAUAUAAUAGAUUAAUGUUCUUAAUCAAAAAUUAUAGAAUGUUCAGAUGUGAAUGCGUCUUUUUCCAAGGUCACCUCGCUAGUUUAGAGGUUUUAAACCCAAAAAUACUAGGAAAAUUUAUCAAAUACUUUUACGUUGUGGAACCAUUACCAAUGGUUACACUUGCAGAUUUUGCAACGGAAAAUCAGAUGUCAAAAUCUAUAUUACUCGAAAAAUUACCAAAUUUAUUGUCAACAAUAGCGAUGAUGCAUUCAGUUAAGUUUGCAUAUCUAAAUAUUUCGCCAUUUACAAUCAUAGUUGAUGGUGUUUUCUGGUUACGGCCUCCAUCAUUAAUGCCAUACUCAUCUCCAAAGAAUUGUUUUGCGCCACCACCUCAAGGCUUCCGUGCUGAAUACAGAUCUGUCAAUGAAAUGAGAUUUUACCGUGCUCCAGAAUGGAAUGCAAAUCCAAUGUUUUGCGAAUCAGAUUGCUGGUCACUCGGUUGUUUAUUAGCAGAAUACAUGAUAUUUGCUGGUCCUCUUUUUGGAUCAAUAAGUAUCAAUGAUCAAAUGGUCAGAACACAAAUGAUUUGUGGUCCAGCUCCUGCAUUUUUGAAUUGGCCACCAGCUCCUCAAUCAAGGAAGACAGUAUUUCCACCAAUUAUAGCAGAUAUGCUAAGUUAUGAUCCAAGAAAACGCCCAUUACUAUGUAUUCACGUUUCAAAUCAGAUUUUGCAAUUUAUUAGAGAUUAUAAUGUUGGUGAAGAGGAAGAAGAAUUUGAAGAAGAAGAGGCAUCAUAUGGAGAAGUCUCUAUCGGCGAAAAUGAAGAUGAUGAUUCCCACAUUUCAGGAAUAUCAGCAACUGAGAGCUCUAACAUAGAAUCCGAACACUCUGAUAAAUCAAAUGCUAAAAGUUCUCAUUCUUAUCCAGUUUAUGCUGCCCCCUCUCAGAGCGGUGAAGAAGAAGAGGAUUUACUCCAAGAGAAAGUCGAUUCACCAAAAGGCAGUCAAGGAAAAUCUUCUCAAAUAUCCAAAUCAGUAUCUCCAGAUGUAAAUCAAAUCUCCCCUAUAACUAGCAACACAUCAGCUGUUUCAACUCCAUCUCAACAAAAGAAUUCUUCUUCACAAUCUCAAGCUAAUAACAGCUUAAAAGAUUCACCAAUUACUAGUAACACAUCAGCUGUUUCAACUUCAUCUCAACAAAAGAAUUCUUCUUCACAAUCUCAAGCUAAUAACAGCUUAAAAGAUUCACCAAUUACUAGUAACACAUCAGCUGUUUCAACUUCAUCUAAACAAAAGAAUUCUUCUUCACAAUCUCAAGCUAAUAACAGCUUAAAAGAUUCACCAAUUACUAGUAACACAUCAGCUGUUUCAACUCCAUCUCAACAAAAGAAUUCUUCUUCACAAUCUCAAGCUAAUAACAGCUUAAAAGAUUCACCAAUUACUAGUAACACAUCAGCUGUUUCAACUUCAUCUCAACAAAAGAAUUCUUCUUCACAAUCUCAAGCUAAUAACAGCUUAAAAGAUUCACCAGAAUUGAAGAGUGACGAUAAUAAAUCAGUAAACUCCAGAAAAUCUAAUGGAUCAAAUUCAUCAAACAAAUCUCUUCCUAAAUAUGCUUCUGGAGAAAAGAAAUCUAAGAACAGUAGUUCUGUAGAAGAAGAUAGAUUGGAUUCACUUGGAAGUAAUCAUGAUAGUCCAGCUUAUGCUUCAGGAGUAAUAGAAAGCGAUCAUAAUUCAGUUAAAUCUCAUUCUUCGCAUUCAUCAAGACAUUCAUCAUCAUCCAAGCCAAGUUAUGCAGUUAACAAAGUUCCUUCUGUUAAGGAAAAGAAGAUGAAUUCUGAUGCAUAUGAUUAUUCAUCUUCACAUUCUACAAAACUUGCAAUGGAAGAAGAUUACGUUGACAAUAAAAACAGUACUAAAAAAGUUCAGAAGACUAAAGUACUUACCUCCAAGACUGAAUCAAGUGGAAACUCCCAUGUAACAUUUUCAAGCGGAAAUGCUCAAUUUUCAGGAAAAAGUGCUUCAAGUCAUCAAUACACAUAUUCGUCUAGUACAGAUGUCCAGACAGAAGCAGAUGCUCUAAGAGAGAGGAUUAAAAUUCUUGAAGCUCAGCUUCAAUAUCAGAGUUAUUCAGAAGAAUCUAUCAAUUCUGAUUCAUCUCUUGAUCCAACUGAAAUUGUUGAAACAAUAUCAAAGCUUAAAAGAGAUCUAAAUGCAAUGGAUAGUGGAUUAUUAUCCGGAUCAUGCGUUGGAUGUGCAACUGGUACUGACUUAGAAAACAGCUUGUCUAAGCAAGAAAAGAUACUUGAUGCUGCUGAUGAAGAAUUGAAAUCGGAUUAA
This is a messenger RNA of Trichomonas vaginalis G3, 2478 nucleotides long. RefSeq names its product casein kinase II subunit alpha family. Gene Ontology annotation, biological process: protein phosphorylation. The transcript has a single exon. Lineage: Eukaryota; Parabasalia; Trichomonadida; Trichomonadidae. Bases 1 to 2478 code for a protein of 825 amino acids. Gene Ontology annotation, molecular function: protein serine/threonine kinase activity; ATP binding. Gene Ontology annotation, cellular component: nucleus; protein kinase CK2 complex; cytosol. The record is from RefSeq and is a predicted model, not a curated record.